AUGAAUAUAUUAUGUAUUCUAUCAUAUAUUUAUUUUUUCGUUAUUUUUUAUAGUUUGAAUUUAAAUAAUAAAAAUGAAAAUUUUUUGGUUGUUAGAAGAUUAAUGAAUGACGAAAAAGGAGAGGAUGGUUUUACAAGUGCAAAUAAAAAGAAUGGAAAUAAUAAUAGAAGUAAUGAAAAUGAACUAAAAGAAAAAGGUUCUUUACCUACUAAGAUGAAUGAAAAAAAUUCCAAUUCAUCAGAUAAACAGUCAAAUGAUAUUUCACAUUAUGAAUCAAAGAGCAAUUCUAAUAAUUCACAAAAUAUCCAAAAAGAACCUGAAGAAAAAGAGAACAGUAACCCUAAUUUAGAUAGUAAAAAUUCGAGUGAAAACGCAACACGUUCUGUUGAUAUAUCAGAACAUAAUUCUAAUAAUCCAGAGACAAAAGAAGAGAAUGGAGAAGAAACUUUAGAACUUGAAAUUAAUGAGAAUGCAGAAAGAGGUCAAGAACCUCCAAAUAGAUUACAUUUUGACAAUGUAGAUGAUGAGGUGCCACAUUAUAGCGCCCUAAGAUAUAAUAAAGUAGAAAAAGAUGUAACCGAUGAAAUGUUAUUAUAUAAUAUGAUGAGUGAUCAAAAUAGAAAAUCAUGUUCCAUAAAUAAUGGUGGAUGUUCUGAUGAUCAAAUAUGUAUAAAUAUAAAUAAUAUAGGAGUUAAAUGUAUAUGUAAGGAUGGAUAUUUACUUGGUACGAAAUGUAUAUUAUUGAAUUCUUAUUCUUGCCAUCCAUUUUUUUCUAUUCUUAUUUAUAUUACAUUGUUUUUGUUAUUAUUCGUUUAA
Molecule: messenger RNA, 816 nt
Organism: Plasmodium reichenowi
Lineage: Eukaryota; Apicomplexa; Aconoidasida; Haemosporida; Plasmodiidae
Product: merozoite surface protein 5
Exons: 2
Coding region: 1-816 (271 amino acids)
Source: RefSeq, a predicted model, not a curated record